UCCUCUCGCCCUCGUCUCUUCCUGCGAACGCCACCAUGUCGGCCCACGAACCCGCCAUCGGCUCCCCCCUCACUGCCCUCGACCGGCUCGAGCCUGUGUACGCCCCGCCGGUCCGGACCGCUGCGUCGUCGGCCGAGGAGGAGCGUCGCCGCCGCCGCAUGAUCUCGAACCGGGAGUCCGCCCGGCGGUCCCGCCUGCGGAAGCAGCGCCAACUCGAGGGUCUCCGCCUCGAGGCCAACCGGCUCGGAUCGCAGAACCGAGGACUCGCGGACCGCCUCGGGGCGCUGAGCUACUACGCUGCGCUCUUCCGCCGCGAGAACGCGCGGCUCCGGGACGACUCCGCAGCGCUCCGACGGAGACUAGACGACAUCCGCCGGUCGGCGUUGUGGUGGCGUCUCGUGCGGAUGCCUCAGAUGCCCUCCGCCGACUCUGCUGACGUCGGUGGGAGAUACGUGCCGGUAAACGAUCCCAUAUUGGCGUCGCUCAUGGUGUAGAAGCUUUUCUAUAUCGGUGAAACGGGAAUUGCUGGAGGAAUCGGCUAAGAAACGCCACGAAGGACUUCGACCUGCUAUGACAAACUCGGAAUGCUGGCGGGAAAUAUUUUAACUAUUUAUUUUUCUUUUCUAUCUUGUUUUCCUUUU
Musa acuminata subsp. malaccensis (wild Malaysian banana) is the source of this 641-nucleotide messenger RNA. Its product is annotated as basic leucine zipper 8-like. Lineage: Eukaryota; Viridiplantae; Streptophyta; Magnoliopsida; Zingiberales; Musaceae. Gene Ontology annotation, biological process: positive regulation of DNA-templated transcription. Gene Ontology annotation, molecular function: DNA-binding transcription factor activity; transcription cis-regulatory region binding. The record is from RefSeq and is a predicted model, not a curated record. Gene Ontology annotation, cellular component: nucleus.